Molecule: messenger RNA, 1652 nt
Organism: Paramecium octaurelia
Lineage: Eukaryota; Ciliophora; Oligohymenophorea; Peniculida; Parameciidae
Source: the annotation of a GenBank genome assembly
UGUAAAUAGAAUUACAAAUAAUGAAAACAUUUAGAAUUGCUCUCUUAGGGUCUAUAGGAUCAGGGAAAACUGCGUUUUUUAAUCGCAUUACAUCCUCUAAUGAACCUGAAAUUUCAGGAGGACCAUCAGUUACAAAGAAAGUUGUGGUUGGAUAAGCAACAGAAGGUGAAUUUGAAGUAAUAGACACCCCAGGUUUUGAAAGUGAAAGUGACAAAUUACUACAUGCUGCUGGUGUUAUUGCAGCAUUAACUUUAGGUGAAGUUAAUAGAAUUCUUAUAUUUGCGAAAUUCGAACGAGAUGAUAGAAUGGUUAGUUCAAUUCGACAAAUAUUGUCUCCAAUUAGGAGAUAUAAAGACAUCGUAACAAUUUUAGUUUCUCAUUUCGAUCAUUCAAGGAAUAUUGCUGAUGAUUAAGAUCGAUUUUCAUAGAGAAUAAAAUCAGAUUUUAAUAUAGACUCAAUUUUAUUUUAUUCCAUCUUAUCUUUUGACAACGUCGAUAUCUCAAUGAAAAUUUUUAACAUCAUUUAACAAUCAGAAUAUAGAUCAAUUUAAUUACAAGAUUCAGAAAUAUUUAGUUAAUUUGAUUUACUCCAAUUAGAUGAUUACAAUUAAACUAAAUUAGAGAAAAAUUAAACAGCUAUUUUACGUCAAUUUAGAAAAACUGCAAGAAUAUAUAAAUAUUUUAUUGAGUCGAUUGAUUUGAAUGAUCCUUUGCUUAUUGAUAUUUUACAUGAGUUAACAAAAGAUAUUAAAGCUGUAGCAAAUUAGCAUGUUGAAGAAUUUGAGAUAUUGCAUGGGGAUGAAUUAAAUUAAUUCUAUGAUGUAUAAGGUGUUAACAUUCGAUAUCUGCAUCAUAUUUAUUUAAAAAAAUAAAUUUGGUUAGAUUUAAAUAAUGUGAUUAAAUUAGCCCAAACAACUAUGACAAAAAGUCAAAUUCAUAUUUAACAUUUCAUAAAAUUAUGUCCAUACUGUAAAUAGCCUUGGAUGAAGGUUUUUGGUUGUGAUGGAGAAACUAAAUGUGGAAAUAGAAUUCUUCCUUUCGAAUAAGAUGAAAUUAUUGGUCAAGCAUCAGCACCAAAGAAAUUUUAAAUCAAAAUAGUAGAUAAUCAAUUAUAAGUUGAUAUUGUCUGUCCUACGAGCUAAUAAUAUUCAACUGUGAAUGAAGAAAUAAGCUCAAAAUUUAAUUAUAUUUAUCAAUACUUUAAAACUGAUAUACAUUUUUAGAAACAUUUAGGAUAGAAUUUUACGAUCCUAGAUCUAUGGAAUUUAAUGAACUAAGAAUUUAAAAAUCGUUUAAAUGAUAUUUGUAAAAGGAUUAAUAAUGAGAAUAAAGGAAAGGCAUUAGAAUAACUCAGAAUUUAUUUUUAUAGUUUUUUUAAAGUUGAAAAUAAAGAUGAUAAUUCAGAUAAAUCGAUUGGAUGUGGAAGGAAAUUUAAUUGGUCAGAACAACCUCCUUUGAGUGGACCUGAAUUAAAUGAAUUACUUUCAUAAGAUUUGAUUGACUUUUUCAAUAGGGAUUAAGAAAAAUUAUUAAAAGAUGAAGCAUAUUUUUUGGAACUAUCUUAUCAAAAAUUAGUGAAAUAGGCCAUUGAAGAACAGAAAAAGAAUACAAAAAUAUUAUCAUCUCAAUUUUCCUCACACUAUUGAAUGACC